Messenger RNA from Mercenaria mercenaria, 3016 nucleotides. RefSeq lists its product as uncharacterized. The record is from RefSeq and is a predicted model, not a curated record. Gene Ontology annotation, molecular function: nucleic acid binding; 3'-5' exonuclease activity. Bases 174 to 1847 code for a protein of 557 amino acids. Lineage: Eukaryota; Metazoa; Mollusca; Bivalvia; Venerida; Veneridae. The transcript has 6 exons.
AUCAACCUGCCCACCAUAGCUCAAAGGACGCUGAAAAAACGGGAGAGAGAAAUCAGUUCCUCAAUCACUGCAGUUGCGAAGGACUCAUGCACCGAUGCUGUUAACGAGGAGAUCAUGCUGUUGGAAGAAGUAAACAGGUAAAGUCAAAUGGACUUACAGUUGGUACUUUAACCAUGGACGAUGACACAUCCACAUUGACCAGAGCGAAAAAGUCCUUGUUUCCAGAUCUUGAGAAAGCGUCGGACAGAAACCAUGUAAUCAAGAAUUUUACAAGCGGACUGUACAAACUGCGAGAAUCAAACAAAUACCUUACUGUAGCCAUCAUCAGUUACUUCCGAAAGUGCUUUUCAUACGCCACUGUGCAAAAUGUUGGAAACCCAGUCGGAGUAAGGGAUAAUAUCCUUGCUAUAGUUCCACACGUCUAUGGGGACCACUCCAAGUGCGGUGAUUGGUGCAAAGAAGCCGAGGUUCUCAACUACAAACACAGCUAUAAGUACAUGGGCGGAAAUGAUCUAAACAACCAGUCUUUAAGAGUAGUCUUGGACAGGUACUUGGAGCGAUAUACCACGGAUGACAUGACUCACAAACUAUCCAAUUUGGGAUCUACUAAUGGCAACGAGAAUAUGAACAGUAUGAUUGCUAGAAAAGCUCCAAAAGGCAUUAACUACUCCGAAUCAGAGAGUUUAGAAUCUAGAAUCUCUGCUGCUAUAGCUCAAAAAAACAAAGGACAUCAGUACAUAAUAGAUGUUAACGAGGUUCAUGGUUUGUCCCCUGGGAAAAGCACGAGGAAACGCUUUACCUCGUUAGACAUCCGCUGCAGAAAAAAAGCUGAACGUGCUGCAACUGUUCAACACAAACGACGGAGGCUGCAACUAAAGGAAGAGCGUCCAAACGUUAACAGAGUUCGAGAGGUGGAAGAGGGGACGACAUACACCAGCGGAGUGAGCCACAUUGAGGAAGCUGAUACGAAUGAGGUUCCUUCUGCACCCGACAGACCGAAACCCGCCAGCGAACACUAUUCACUCAACGAUCUCGUUGUGUUCGACUUAGAAACAACUGGUGGCGGAGAUAAUGACAGUAUCCUGCAAAUAUUGGCAUGUCAUCUAGAAAGAGGGACUUGUUUCACCAGAUAUGCCAUCCCUACCAGUAGUUAUAUAAACCACCACAUCACGACGCUUACUGGAUUGGAAUACCACGGAAGAACCAUGUAUAAGGACGCGCAAGCUGUGGAUGCCUGUGAAAUUGGUGUGGCGCUGGGCGAUUUCAAAGAAUGGAUACACAAUCUCAACACGAAGGAACCAAUUUUAGUCGCCCACAAUGCAUCAUUUGAUGGGCGUAUGCUAAAUAAUGCAUUUCAGAGACAUUCUGUCACAUGUAGCAGAUGUGUUAAAAGAUAUGCCGACACGUUGCCCUACUUUAAAACAAAAUAUCCUGGACGAAAGGGCAAAGGUGCAUAUACAUUAUCAUCCCUAGUCCAUGAGUACCUCCCAGGGAAACAGUUUUCUUUUCAUGAUGCAGACGAAGACGUGAGAGGUCUAUCAGAGCUGCUUAUUUCUAGUCACAUCAAUGAAGAAGACUUAAAAUGCCACUUGACAUCCGUUGAGGAACUGACUUACAAAAGUCUGUUGAAAACCAAUAAGAUGGAAAACAUAGGAUCGUACAAUCGUGCUGUCAAAAAUAAGAACAUAUCAAUAAUUGUCAGCGAAAAGUUGGCAGAAAGCGGUCUUGGACUGGAUCAUUUGAAGACAGUAGCGGGAAGAUCCGGAGCCGAUGGUGUAAAAACUUUGCUAAAAUCUCGGUGUGGACAAUGCAGGUUUAAUGUUGAGGACAUAAUGUCCGAGUUAUAAGUGUACACCGUAUGUGUCACAUAUCAAUGCUAUGAUAUGAAGCAAGAUAAUCUUGGAAUAUAUAUUCUUGGAAUAUAGUUGUAAACCUAAUCAUUUUGGCUACUUCAUUUCUGUUCCAAUGAAUUAUAGUACUUUAUCAUAUAAUUAGUUCAUGACAUGAGUGUAGGCAGAUAUUUUCGGCAUGUAAAUCACAUAAAAAACAAACAAAGCCUAAUUAACUGACUUAUUAUUUUGGUCAAAACUUAGCCUAUCAUGAAAACGUUCAUUAUAUUAUCCACCUAUUACUUUUGUGAAACCCGGAUAACUGGUAGUGCGUCAAUAUUAGAAAAAAUGAUGCAUAAUAAUUUCCCAAAGUUGUUUGUUCAUUAAUACCGUUGAAAUGGACGCAAGAUAUAAUGCAAGCGUCCAAAGCGCAACGAUGCAAACAAUAAGCAACGUCGAUAAAACGUUGCGUUUAACGUCCAAAAAUCGGAAUGACAGUUUGUCUUCAACACAAUAUUGUGAAAAACUGAAAACGUAAAGUUCCCUUUUUUAUUUGCCAUUUCACUUGCAAAUUGAUCACUUGUGUUGAAAAUAAGAAUUUUAAUGGGUCUGUAUAUUUUUAAAGAUGUCAUUUUUGCGAAUAUUUGCCAAUAUUUUGUCAAAAUUUUAUAUCACAAUGAACAUGGGUUGCUCAAUUAAAUGAUAAAUGUCCGUUGUGAUGUAGUGCGAUACCACUAAUAAACACGCUAGUCCUAACAUAAAUUAAAUAAAGUUUAAUAUUGUGAAGUUUCAUUAAUUUUAAAUCUAAAUUAGAUAUUUUAGAAGACUUAUAACAGCGGAUUUUGGGCAUUUUGGCGCUCUAUGUUGCGACGUUCGUGACGUCAUCACUAAUAACGUACUGUUGCCAAGACGACGGAAAAAUAAAUAGGAACCAUAGUGCUAUAAUUGGACCAAGUUUCAUCAAAAUCGGAAGGGAUGUUAUAUUUGACGAAUAAGGUAUCGACCCACCUUAAGGUCUUUCAGGUUACUUAAUGUAUAAGUCUUUAUGUUGAAUUAAUAUCUUAGACAUAUUUCAAGGCCUGUAAGUUUACUUAAUAAAAGAGGUACAUGUAUCAUUGUAAGUAUUUAAGUACAGAUCAAAAUUAGUAAUUGUGGCAAGUUUUUUAACAUCAAUAUUUUUUGUAACA